AUGGCCAGCCGGUUAUGUGUCCCCGUCCUCCCCAAACCCCACACCUUGGGAGCAUCACUGACUCCGCACUUGGGGAACAUCCAAAAGGGUAUCCAGGUGGCAAUCCAACGCAGCGACAGGCGGAUCCACCUGGCUAUGGUCACGGAGAUCAAACCAGAAAGACCCUGGGUCAUAGUCGAAUGGACAGAAAACGGAGUCACAAAAGGUAAGAAGAUUGACCUAGAGACCAUAUUCUUGCUGAAUCCAACUCUCAUCUCUGCCCAGGACUCCCAUUCGUCCAGGUCCUUCCCUUCCCCGUUUCUAGAGCCCCCUUCGGCCAGUGGGGACCAGCGUAUGGUGUCAAAGUGGGUUGCAAAGACCCCCCAGGUCAAAGAAAAGCAGUCAGGGGACAGCCUGGUCGAGUCUGUGAGGGUCCCCAGCAACCCUUGCCUGAUGAAACAGAAGAAAUCUCCCUGCCUAAGGGAAAUAGAGAAACUGAAACUGCAGCGGGAAAGACGCAGAAUGCAGCAGCUACAAAUCCGAGCCCAGCGUGUCCUCGACAUCAACAUCAGAAACCCUAAGCACCACAUCAUGUACAUGAUUGAAAAGUAUCGCAGGCAACUGGAGCAAAACAAGGUGACUCGCCUGGGGCCCCGGGAGGACCAUCGCAUCUGCGUCUGUGUAAGGAAGCGCCCCCUCAACCAGAGAGAGACCAGCAUGAAUGACCUGGAUAUCAUCACCAUCCUCUCGGAAAACGUGGUUAUGGUGCAUGAGUCCAAGCGAAAGGUGGAUCUCACUCGCUACCUGGAGAACCAGACCUUUUUCUUCGACCAUGCCUUUGACGACACUGCCUCCAAUGAGUUGGUGUACCAGUUCACUGCCCAGCCGCUGGUGGAGUCCAUCUUCCGCCAGGGAAUGGCCACCUGCUUUGCCUAUGGUCAGACGGGCAGUGGGAAAACCCACACCAUGGGUGGAGUUUUUUCAGGCAGGAACCAAGAUUUUUCAAAAGGUAUUUAUGCCCUGGUGGCACAGGAUGUCUUUCUUUUGCUCCAAGCUUCAACUUAUAAAACACUAGACUUCAGAGUCUAUGGGACCUUUUUUGAGAUUUAUGGGAGCAAGGUGUUUGAUUUGUUGAACUGCAAGAAGAAACUGCAGGUCCUUGAAGAUAGCCAUAGGAAAAUGCAGGUGGUUGGGCUACAGGAGCAGGAGGUAUAUUGUGUGGAGGAUGUGCUGAGCCUAGUGGAAUUAGGCAAUAGCUGCCGGACUUCUGGGCAGACGUCAGUCAACGCUCAUUCUUCUAGAAGCCACGCUGUGUUCCAGAUCAUUCUGAAGUCCAGAGGGAAAAUCCAUGGCAAGUUUUCUCUUGUUGACUUAGCUGGGAAUGAAAGAGGAGCAGAUACUGCCAAAGCCAACAGAAGCAGGCAGCUAGAAGGGGCAGAGAUCAAUAAGAGUCUUCUCACACUCAAAGAAUGCAUCCGGGCUUUGGGUAAGAACAAGUCUCACACCCCUUUCAGAGCCAGCAAACUCACACAGGUGCUCCGGGACUCCUUUAUUGGUCAAAACUCUUCUACAUGCAUGAUCGCCACUAUCUCUCCAGGGAUGGCCUCUUGUGAAAACACCCUCAACACUUUGAGAUAUGCCAACAGAGUUAAAGAAUUAACUCUAGGUGUAAGGUCCCACCAACGUUGUCCAUAUACAGUUGGACAUGAAGUUCCACAGAUGACGCAAAAUCACAUCAGAAAGUCAGAUGUCUCCCUUCCAAGAGAUGAAUUAAUUAGAAUGGCAUGUAUCCAGAAUAAAGGAGAGGAAAAGAACAAAGAAAUAGAAAAAUUGUCCACUCCAUUGAUUCAGGUUCCCACAAUUUUAUGGAAGACAUCUGGCGAGUGGCCAGCAAAAAAUAUCCAGGAGAAAGCUGAUGUGGUAAAUGCUGAUGUUGAAUUUUGGAUUGCCCAGUUGUUGUCCAUUUUGGAUAAAAAAAUAGGUGUUCUGACCGAGAUUCAAAAUAAAUUGAAGUCAUUACAAGCUGGCCUUCAAAAGAAGGGUAAAGUAGAGUGA
This is a messenger RNA of Sorex araneus (European shrew), 2034 nucleotides long. RefSeq names its product kinesin family member 2B (gene KIF2B). Lineage: Eukaryota; Metazoa; Chordata; Mammalia; Eulipotyphla; Soricidae. The record is from RefSeq and is a predicted model, not a curated record. The transcript has a single exon. Bases 1 to 2034 code for a protein of 677 amino acids. Gene Ontology annotation, biological process: microtubule-based movement. Gene Ontology annotation, molecular function: microtubule binding; microtubule motor activity; ATP binding.